Xyrauchen texanus (razorback sucker) is the source of this 780-nucleotide messenger RNA. Its product is annotated as trace amine-associated receptor 13c-like. The annotation marks the transcript as partial. The record is from RefSeq and is a predicted model, not a curated record. Lineage: Eukaryota; Metazoa; Chordata; Actinopteri; Cypriniformes; Catostomidae. Gene Ontology annotation, biological process: G protein-coupled receptor signaling pathway. Gene Ontology annotation, molecular function: trace-amine receptor activity. The transcript has a single exon. Gene Ontology annotation, cellular component: membrane.
CUUAUUGGACUUAUUGUGAUACCCAUAGAGGGAAUCAAACUCAUUGAGACUUGCUGGUACUAUGGAAAAAAUCCAUGUGAAAUGUUUGUAUUAACUAUCGCGCUGCUCUUCUCUGCAUGCCUUAGUAAUUUAGUUUGCAUUGCUGUUGAUCGUUUUAUAGCUGUGUGUUACCCUUUACUGUACCUACAUAAAAUAACCAUGACUAAAACCUUACUUAUCAUUUGUCUCUGCUGGUUUUGCUCCUUUACAUAUAACUUUGUUAUAGUUAUGAGUAAUGGAUAUGAUGACAUAUCGAACAAAACAGAUGUAUGUUAUGGACAGUGCUCCAUAGUGUCUAAUUUUGCCUGGAGGCUCACUGAUCUGUUCUUGUCUUUCGUGUUUCCGUGUAUUGGAAUAUUUACUUUAUAUUUGAAAGUAUUUUAUGUUGCACAUCAGCAAGUGAAAGUUAUAAACUCAUUGGUGAAAUUUGGUGAAAGAAUAAUGGAAGGUUCUGUUAGGAGGAAAUCUGAGCACAAGGCUGCUCUAACAUUAGGGAUCAUUGUGACAGUUUACCUGCUUUGCUGGAUUCCAUAUUAUAUUUUGUCUGUAACAUAUAAUGCUGAAAAUGCUUUCACAAUAAUUAAUUUUGUAACAUGGGCCUUGUAUGUUAAUUCUGGUGUGAAUCCUCUUAUCUAUGCUUUAUUUUACCGUUGGUUUAAACGGUCAGUUAAAUACAUCUUAACUCUAAGAAUACUUCAGCCAGCAUCCUCUUUGCUGGACAUUUUAACAGAUCUUUCAUAA